Molecule: messenger RNA, 6318 nt
Organism: Paramormyrops kingsleyae
Lineage: Eukaryota; Metazoa; Chordata; Actinopteri; Osteoglossiformes; Mormyridae
Source: RefSeq, a predicted model, not a curated record
CAACCAGUAUUCCAGGGGCCUGUAUCACGAAGCAGGAUUUCUUGCUUAGUCUCAGUUUCGUCCACAAUGUAAACAUUUUGCAGUUUGUUGCGUGGUUGUGCAUCAUCCGUUGCUUUUCCUAAGACCAGUGUUCAAGAAUGGCGGCCUCAUUUGUUGCAAGGGUGCUGCACUCUGAGAACUGCUCAGGAUGAUCUCUACAAAAUCACUGGAAGCAUUUCCGCCUACACUUCCCUUGUGUCUCCAAAUAAUUUCGUUUCCACGUAAUCCUGUACUAGAAGCAAAAGAUCUGACCUUGUGUAUCUCCAACCCCCCUGGGACAGAAUCUACAGUGUAAAAUAGCUAAAAUACAUCUCUCUUCCCAGGCCUCCUAUGAGCUGCCCCCCGACCACCAGUAUGAACAAGCAACAGGGCAAGGAGUCCCUAAAGGAUAAGGUGAAGGGGAUUUUUGGGAUUGGGUCAUCGCGGCUGCCCAACAAGCAGGCAGAGAACAAGUCCUCCGAGUUCAUCAUAACGCUGGAAAUACUUAAGGAGCUGAGUCCCGAGUGUGGGCUGCAUAACAGGAUCCGGGUUAUCAGCCACGUCUGCGAGCUGGCCAAGACCAAGAAGUUUGAAGAGAAUGCGGUCGAGGCUCUGUGGAGCGCAGUGGGGGACAUGCUGCACCCGGAACAGCCUGCUGAGGCCCGGCAUGCUGUGUUGCAGCUGCUACGAGCCAUCAUCCAGGGACAGGGGGAGAGGCUUGGUCCUCUGCGUGCCUACUUCUUUAAGAUCAUUAGGGACUACCAGCCGUCCAGUGAGGACCUGACAGACCGGCUGGAGGUAUUCAGGGCGCUCACAGAGAACGGGAAGGACAUCACCCACCUGGAGGAGGACAUAGCCUUAUUCGUGGAGCUGUGGAUAAACGUGGGUCUGACUUCUGACUUCCUCCAUGUGCUGGUCAACCUGGUCAAGUUCAACAGCUGCUACCUGGACCGGAACGUAUCGCACAUGGUCCUGGAAAUUUGUCUUCUGUGCAAUCGGACCACGUCUUCCACAGACAUAGAGGUGGCGCUGCAAGUUCUGGAUGCAGUGGUAUGUUACAACUGCUUGCCAUCUGACUCCCUUCCCAGCUUCAUCAUCACCCUGUGCCGCACAGUCAACGUCAAGGAGUUCUGUGAGUCCUGCUGGAAGUUGAUGCGGAAGGUGUUAGGGACUCACCUGGGCCACAGUGCCAUCUAUACCAUGUGCCACAUCAUGGAAGAGAGGGCCUACAUGGAGGAUGCCGCCCUGUUGCGUGGUGCGGUGUUUUUCGUGGGGAUGGCGCUGUGGGGCGCGCACCGGCUGGCCACGCUCAAGAAUACCCCCACGUUGGUGCUGCCUUCUUUCUUUAAGGCCAUGACCAAAACCAAUGAGGUGGUCUCCUAUGAGAUUGUGCUCUCUAUCACCCGCCUGAUUAAGAAGUAUGGCAGGGAGCUGCAGGUGGUCACCUGGGACAUCCUGCUCAGCAUCAUAGAGCGUCUGCUGCAGCAGAUCCAGGUGAUAGGUAGCCAUGAGCUGAAGACCAUUGUCCAUGAGCUUCUCACCACUGUGGAGGAGCUGUAUGAGCAGAAUGGCUACCACGGCUCCUCAGAAAGGUUCUUCUCACUCAUUGAGAAGUGUGCUGACAAGCGCCCGGAGUCGUCUGUGAUGACCCUCAUUUCCUACCGGGCCCACUCCAUCCAGCCAGCUAAGGAUGGCUGGAUCCAGAGCCUGCACAAACUCAUGGAGAAGUUCUUUAGAAAUGAAACUCGCAGCGCUAUCAGGGUGAAGGUCCUGGAUGUGCUCUCCUUCGUCCUCAGCACCAACCGCCAACUCUACGAGGAGGAGCUCAUCGAGGCCGUGGUGAUCCCGCAGCUGAGCCUCAUCGCUGAGGAUCGUGAUCUUCAUGUGCGCAAGCUGGCCACGCAGCUGCUGGUGGAUUUAGCUGAGGGCUGCAGCACGCACCACGUCAGCAGCCUGCUGGACAUCAUAGAGAAGGUGGCCAGUCGCUCCCUGUCCUCGGUGGGACCUGCUGAUGUCCUGGACCGAGACCCCCUGGCUGACUCUCCCAUGGAGGACGUGAAGACGGCUGUCUUGGGCUUGCUGGAGAUUCUGCAGAGCAAACUGUACAGCCUCCCAGCCAGCCAUGCCAGCCGCGUCUACGAGCUGCUUAUUGGUCACCUGCAGCUGCACUACAAGAACAAGUACAGCUCUGCUAUCGCCUGCAGCAUCCGUCUGCAGGUGUUCGACUUCCUGCUGCUGAUGCGGGCCGACUCUCUUCACCGCCUGGGCUUGCCCAACAAGGAUGGGCAACUCCGCUUCAGCCCCUACUGCCACUGUGAUCUUGGGGAGGCAGAGAAGUGGGCGAGUGAGAAGAAGCAGGCCGGCCCAGUGUCGCCCCCUGCUGGCAGCCCCGCUCCUGCAGCGCAGCCCUCGCCUGUCCGCACGGCCUGCCUGCCCUACUCGCUGGCCUUCUCUGUCGUACUGCAGUGCCUCCGGAUGGAGACAGACUGGAAGGUUCUGAAGCUGGUCCUGGAUAUGCUACCAUGCACUCUGCAGUACAAAGUGCUUCUGCUGACGUCGCCUUGUAACACGGACCAGCUGUGUUCCACGCUGUGCACCAUGGUGACGGACCGCCUGAUCUCUGAGCGAUUACGGAAGACCCCGGAAGGGUUCUCACGCACAGAUGUACAGCUGGCGGUGGUGCCGGUUCUGACAGCCCUCACCUCGUACCACAGCUACCUGGAACCAGCCAGACAGCGAGAGCUGGUCCAGUGCUUGGAGACGGGCCUGAUCUACCGCUGUGCCAAGCAGUGUGUCGUGGCACUCACCAUGUGCACUGUGGAGAUGCCCGACAUCAUGAUCAAGCUGCUGCCUGCUCUCAUCGUCAAGCUCACGCACAUCUCGGCAACGGUCGCCAUGGCAUCACCCAUGCUGGAGUUCUUGUCCACUCUGGUGCGGCUCCCCCACCUGUAUGCCAACUUUGUAGCCGAGCAGUACGUCAGCGUAUUCGCCAUCUCCCUGCCCUACACCAACCCUUCGAAGUUCAAUCAGUACAUUGUGUCCCUGGCGCACCAUGUCAUCGCUAUGUGGUUUAUCCGCUGUCGGCUCACCUUUCGCAAGGAUUUCGUGCAGUACAUCACCAAGGGUCUGCGCUCCAACGUUCUCCUGCCCUUUGAUGACACGCACGAGCAGAGCAGCUUUCGUGCACGAAGCACCAGCCUCAAUGAGAGGCCCAAGAGUCUCCGGACAGCCAAAGUGGCAAAGCAGGCCCCCGCUGGCAGCUCCCCCGUUAAGGAGCUGAGGGAGGUCUCGGCCAUGGACGCCUUCCGGUCCCGAAGCAUCAGUGUGUCCGAGCACGCGGUGCGCAGGAUGCACACCUCCAUCACCACCAGCAGCCUGGGCUCUGCGGACGAGAGCCCGGCGGCGCAGCAGGUGGAUGACGGACUGAAGACUGUGCACCUGGAGCUGACCGAGACCUGCAUGGACAUGAUGGCCCGCUACGUCUUCUCCAACUUCUCUGCUCUGCCCAAGAGAUCUCCCAUUGCGGAGUUCCUGCUGGCGGGGGGGCCCAGCAUGACUUGGCUGGUGGGUAACAAGUUGGUGACCAUCACGACCAGUGGGGGGACGCGCACACAGACGCUACUGGGAAUGGACGCUGUGGAGCGCCCUGGGGGCGGAGAGAUGACCAGGUCAGACCCCUCCCUUCACACGAGGCUCACCAAAGAAGCCCCUGCCAAGCUGGAGUCGCAGUCUGGCCAGCAGGUCAACAGAUCCACGCGGAUCCGGGUCCGCUCCAUGUCCGGUGGCCAUGCCCUCCGUGCCGGGCCCACCCAGAGCCUGAGUCCGCUGGUCUCGCCCUCGGAUGAGAUCUCUGCUGCCGGCCUGGAUGGGCUUGGAUCCCUGCGCUGUGAGGAGACUGUGACAGUGCCGCAGCGGCCGCCGCCCCGGGACAAGCAGAACCUGCCUGAAUUUGUGCCCGCGCUGACGCAAGGCUGGGCUGAGAUCUUCAUCCGCAGGCCCUCAGGUAACACCAGCUGGCUGAUGUCUCUGGAGAACCCACCCAGCCCCUUCUCCUCGGAGCUGGGCAACAUGCCCCUGCAGGACCUGUCUAGCGUGCUGAUGGCCAUGGAGAGGCUGACGGACGCGGACCCCCCCGAGUCCCCUGGCCCUCCCCCUGCUGCCGCUGCCGUCCCUCCACCGACCCACAAGGCAAUGCUCAUGCAGCGCUCAAUCACAGUGGCAUCUCUCUCCUCUCUCUGCCUGUCCGGCCCCCCCACCAGGUUACACAGGAGUAUUUCCUGGGCAGACUCUGUGGUCGUCGUGGAGGGUGGGGGUGCUGAGUCCUUGUCACAGUCCCCCGGAAGCGAGGAGUUUGAAGGUGUUUCAGAGCCCAUCUUCAUCGGCACAGACCACUGCAGUGGAAUGGGACCCUACAGCAGGUCUUCUUCUAGCUCCAGCCAGGAUGAGGACAAGUCUACGCUGGAGGAGGUGAGCUUGGGGGCCAUUCCGAUCGACCAGUCCCCUGUCCCUCCCUCGACCUCUGGGGUGCCGGAAGCAGAAGUCCACUACCACCCAACACAGACCCUGAACAAAUCAAGCUCCUCCCCAGAGCUCCAAACCCUGCAGGAGGCCUUCGCAGAGGGCCCUGGCCUGAUGGAGGGACCUGGGGGGCAGGCCCCUGGGGGGCAGCCCCCCGAGGAUGAGGCAGGGGCUCGAGUGGAGCUGGCGGACCAGCCGGAAGCCCCUGCCCCCACAUUGGGAAUGAGGCUGGAGUUCCCAGCCAUCCAACCGGGGCCCCUCUCCCCCGGGGGCCACCGACCUCGGGGGCACACCAUCUCGGUGUCUGCCCCCUCCCGUCGUGAGAGGAAGAUGGAGCGCGACGCUUACCACAACCGGGCCGCCUCUUCCAACUCUGAGAAGAAUUCCGGACUCAAUCCCAGCUUUGUCUUCCUUCAGCUUUUCCACUCUCCCUUCUUCGGGAAUGAGGCCAACAAGCCGCUGCUGCUGCCCAAGUCCGAGCUCAUCGACCGGACUGUCAAAGUACUGGAUCAGAUGCCCCCAUAUGACACGCACAAGAUCGGCGUGGUGUUCGUGGGAGCAGGACAGGUGAACAACGAAGCCUCGAUCCUGUCCAACGAGUACGGCUCCAACAGGUACACCCAGUUCCUGACCGGGCUGGGCAAGCUCAUCCACCUGAAGGACUGCGAACCGGACCAGAUCUACCUGGGGGGCCUGGACCAUUAUGGUGACGAUGGGGAGUUCACCUACUGCUGGCACGACGACAUCAUGCAGGCCAUCUUCCACAUCGCCACCCUGAUGCCCACACGGGAGUCGGAUAAGGGCUGCUGCAAUAAGAAGAGGCACAUCGGCAAUGACUUUGUCAUGGUCGUGUACAAUGACUCCGGAGAGGAGUACAAGCUGGGCACCAUCAGGGGCCAGUUCAAUUUCGUAGAGGUCAUCAUCCGACCCCUGGACUAUGAGAGCAACCUGGUGACCCUGCAGUGUCGGAAAGAUCUGGAGGGUCUAGUGGACACCAGCGUGGCUAAGAUUGUGUCGGACCGGAACCUUCCACUGCUGGUGCGGCAAAUGGCCCUGCAUGCUGAUAUGGCGUCACUCGUGCACCAGCACCGCUCGAACCCUUCUGAGGCCUACGCCUCCAAAUGGCUGGCGAGACUGAGGCACAUCAAGAAGAUCCGCACACGCGCCCAGGAGGAGAUUCAGUCCCGGCCCCAACCAGGGAUCUCCCUGACCCAAAGCCAUGGCUCCAUGCAGAGCAAGUCGUCAUCCUACCAGCAGGGCGGCGCCGCACCCAACCCUGAAUCGGGCCAGAGAAAGCGACUGGUAUCCACUGUUGAUGAUUUCACUGACUUUGUUUGAGUUUGGGGCCUCCCUGGUGCCCCUUGGCCUCCCCCUUUUCCUGUUGGAGUCUGGGAGGUUCCCUCAUGAGCUUUGACCUCUUCCUUUUCCCGUUAAAUCCCUGCUGAGUGAUGCUGGUGGCAGUGUGAGGGGUUAGGGGUGGGGCAGUAUGUAACAUCCCACAUGACUUUGACUCACACAGUUUGACAGUACCCUAUAGACUGGAUCUAUGUUGCCAUGGCUACCACCAUCCCCCACCCCCUUUAUCAGUCAGUAUCAAAUGCGAAGGAUGUUUUAAGUGGCACCGUUGGCAUGGGGGCAGGUCGCCAGGCUCCUUUUGCCAAUGGGCCCUCCAUACAGAGUUUUUAAAACAAAUGGUAAACUGCUCAGUCAUGUGACCAUAAUGUAACCAGUGGGGAGGGGGAGUGACUGUAUGUAAACAUGAAUAAAGAUGAGCAGCCAGCC